AUGGGCGCGGUUACGCCGCUGGGCGAUUCGGUGGAUGAAUACUGGAAGAGCCUUGUGAAGGGCAAGUCCGGCAUUGGACCCAUGACUCUAGCGGACCCGACGGAGUACCCUGCAAGGUCGCCGGCGAGAUACCGGACUUCGACCCCGGCCAAGUACAUCAACCCGCGGGAAGCGCGACGAAUGGCUCGCUUUUCGCAGACGGCGGUGGCAGCCGCGGCGCUCGCCUUCGAGGAUUCGGGUAUCAACCUGUCCUCCGAAGACGAAGAGCGCAUGGGCGUGGUCAUGGGAAACGGCAACGGCGGCUUCCCGACCACUGAGGACAACGCGCGCACGCUGUUCAAGCGCGGCGGCAUGAAAGUCAGCCCUUACUUCAUUCCGAUGAUACUGCCGAACAUGGCGGCGGCGAAUGUAAGUCGUCUGUUCGGGCUUAAGGGAUACACUUCCACCGUGAUAACGGCAUGCGCGGCAGGCACGCAAGGCAUAGGCGAGGCGGCGGAGGCGAUUCGCAGAGGUGCGGCGGAUGUAGUGCUUGGCGGUGGCUGCGAGGCUGGCAUCUGCCAGCUUGGGCUUGGCGGCUUUAACGUCAUCAAGGCGCUCAGUCGGAGCGAAGUGCCGCCUGAAAAGGCGAGCCGCCCGUUCGAUGCCAAUCGUGACGGCUUCGUGCCGGCAGAAGGCGCGGCGAUUCUAAUACUUGAAAGUCUGGAACAUGCCCUGGGACGUGGCGCGGAAAUCCUUGCCGAGGUCUCAGGCUAUGGUGUGUCCUCGGACGCAUUCCACGCGGUGCAGCCGGACGAGGACGGGGCCGGAGCCGCGCGCGCGAUGCGCUGGGCUAUAGAGGAUGCGGGAAUGCAGCCGUCCGACAUCGACUACAUUAACGCGCAUGGCACAUCCACGCCCAAGAACGACAUGGUGGAGACGCUGGCAAUCAAGACGGUAUUCGGCGAAGGUGCGUACGAAGUGCCCAUUAGCUCCACGAAGUCAAUGAUAGGGCAUGCGCUGGGCGGCGCAGGCGCGCUGGAGGCGGUCGCCUGCAUCAAGACGAUACGGGACGGCAUCAUCCAUCCAACGAUAAACUACGAAACCGCCGAUCCCGACUGCGACCUUGACUAUGUGCCCAACAAGGCGCGAAAGGCGCAAAUCAACACCGUCCUGUCGAACAGCUUCGGCUUCGGCGGGCAAAAUGCCUGCGUGGUAUUCAGGGCAUUCGAGGAAAACUGA
Geodia barretti is the source of this 1218-nucleotide messenger RNA. The record is from the annotation of a GenBank genome assembly. Lineage: Eukaryota; Metazoa; Porifera; Demospongiae; Tetractinellida; Geodiidae.